Molecule: messenger RNA, 3445 nt
Organism: Mercurialis annua (annual mercury)
Lineage: Eukaryota; Viridiplantae; Streptophyta; Magnoliopsida; Malpighiales; Euphorbiaceae
Product: pentatricopeptide repeat-containing protein At1g79540
Exons: 2
Coding region: 222-2591 (789 amino acids)
Molecular function (GO): protein binding
Source: RefSeq, a predicted model, not a curated record
CUUUGCUCUACUUUCUUAGUUCCAGCAAUAUAAAUAAUUUUCUCGGCAACCAAACAGAAAACCCAUGCUAAUUGCUAAAGACCGAUUGAGAUCAGUGUGCCCCCUAUCAUUUGCCCCCUCCCAAAACCCCCCACCUAAACCUCUUCCAAUUAAUUUCUCAAUCUAUUCAAGCUAAUAAAACCCAUGAUACUGCAAAAAUUCCAAAAUUAAAUGGCACAAUCAUGAAUAAGCUCCGCCCAUUACUCUACCAAGCCCCUCUCUCAAAACCGCCUAGGAAAAACCAUCUCCACACUUGCUCCGCUACCGAAGAGAUUGCCACCUCCAAUGAAGUGCUAACCAUCCUUGAAAAUGUCAACCCAAUUGAACCCGCUUUAGAACCCAUUGUUCCAUUUCUCUAUCCCACCAUUGUCACUUCAAUAAUCGAAAACCCACCAAAUUCCAAAUUGGGAUUUCGAUUCUUCAUCUGGGCAUCUAAAUUUAAACGUUUUAGAACAUGGGUAUCUCAUAAUUUGAUUAUUGAUAUGUUCCUCAAGGAGAAAAAUGGGUUUGAAUUGUACUGGGAAGUGCUCAGAGAAGUUAAAAAUGGCGGGUUUUCGAUAUCUGCUGAUGCGUUUACUGUUUUGAUCCACGGUUAUGUGAAGAUGGGCAUGGCUGAGAAGGCUGUCGAAGCUUUCGAAUUGAUAAGAGAUUUUAACUGUGAGCCUGAUGUUUUUACUUAUAAUAUGAUUUUACAUGUUAUGGUGCGUAAAGAUGUGUUUUUGUUAGCAUUGUGUGUUUAUAAUCAAAUGUUGAAGUUUCAUUGUUUGCCUAAUCGAGCUACGUUUAGUAUUUUGAUUGAUGGGAUGUAUAAGAGUGGGAAAACUCAGAAUGCACUUCAAAUGUUUGAUGAAAUGACUGGAAGGGGAAUUAUGCCCAAUACGAUUACAUAUACUAUUGUUAUUUCGGGUUUGUGUCAAGCUCAGAAGACGGAUGAUGCUUAUAGACUGUUGAAAACAAUGAAAGAUAAAGGAUGUGUUCCUGAUUUUGUUACUUAUAAUACUUUGCUUGACGGGUUUUGUAAGUUGGGUAGAGUUGAUGAGGCUUUGACUCUGCUAAAAGAUUUUGAAAAGGAUGGUUAUGUGCUUGAUAUGAGGGGAUAUAGUUGCUUGAUUGAUGGGUUAUUUAAAGCUAAGAAAUCUGAAGAUGCCCAGGUGUGGUACAGGAAAAUGAGUGUGCAUAAUGUCAAGCCUGACGUUGUGUUGUACACUAUAAUGAUAAAGGGGUUGUUAAGAGUAGGCAAGGUUAAAGAUGCUUUAAGGAUGUUGAAUGAGAUGACCGAGACGGGUGUAGUUCCUGAUACUCUUUGUUAUAAUGCUUUGAUCAAAGUUUAUUGUGAUAUUGGUCUCUUGGAUGAGGCGAAAUCACUUCAUCUUGAGAUUUCGAAGAAUAAUUGCUUUCCUGAUUCCUGCACUUACACCAUUCUCUUAUGUGGUAUGUGCAGGAGUGGGCUAGUGGGUGAGGCACAGCAAAUUUUUAUUGAGAUGGAGAAACUUGGUUGUCAUCCUUCUGUAGUUACUUUCAAUGCUCUUAUUGAUGGGCUUUGUAAGGCUGGAAACCUCGAGAAAGCUAAACAUUUAUUUUUCAAGAUGGAGAUAGGAAAUCCUUCAUUGUUUCUUCGACUUUCGCAGGGCACUGCAAGUCUACAAACUAUGGUUGACAAAGGAUUGAUUCUCAAGGCAUACAGUACUCUCACGCAGCUUGCUGAUAGUGGGUUUGCACCUAAUAUUAUGACCUAUAAUAUUCUAAUCAAUGGUCUUUGCAAGGAAGGCAACAUUAGUGGUGCUUUUAAGCUUUUUGAGGAGCUUCAGCUGAAGGGGAUCUUACCAGAUUCUGUAACAUAUGGAACUCUCGUAAAUGGCCUUUUAAUUGCUAAUAGAGAAGAGGAAGCCUUUAAAUUGUUUGAUCGUAUGCUUAAGAGUGAGUGUACUCCAAUUACAGAAGUUUAUAAAACACUUAUGACUUGGUCAUGCAGGAGAAAGAAGAUUACGCAAGCUUUUAGUCUUUGGUUGAAGUAUCUGCGGAAGAUUCCUGGCCGAGAUAAUGAAGUAGUUAAAAAACUAGAGGAAACCUUUGAGAAGGGAGAAGUGGAAAAGGCAGUUCGAGGCUUACUUGACAUGGACCUUAAGUUAAAUGAUUUGCAGUUAGCACCUUAUACCAUUUGGCUGAUUGGGCUGUGUCAAGCAGGAAGACUAGAAGAAGCUGUAAAGAUAUUUUUCGUUCUUCAGGAGCAUAAUGUUAUCGUCACUGCUCCAAGUUGUGUGAAAUUAAUAAAUGGAUUAUGCAAAAGUGGGAAUCUAGACCUUGCAGCAGAAAUUUUCCUUUACACAAUUGACAAGGGAUAUGUGUUGAAACCACGAAUUUGCAAUCAACUAUUAAAAUGUGUUCUUCGUUCUGAAGUAAAAAGGAAUUGUGCCUUUGAGCUUUUAAGCAGAAUGAAGUCAUUGGGAUAUGAUUUGGAUGCUCACCUUCAUCGGACUACAAAGUACCUUUUGAAUGGUGAUGCAGGACAUAAAUCAAUAAAAAGCGAGCUUAAUUAUCAACUUGCUCUCUAAAUUAUGCUCCAAUAUGGGUUUGAAUUGGCUCAGGACCCUUUCCAGUCUUGUAGAUUGAGCUGCGAGCAUGGUUAAGGAAUGCCUGGUUUUUAUCACACAGUUCCCAAUUUCCAUUAAAAAUGGUAUUGCAUAUGAAAACUGAGUAGAGCUAUGGUAAAUCUUGGUAACUACUGGGGCACUACAGUUAAGGACUGGAGAUCUGCAGCUUUGCACUGGAAGGCAAAGUAAUAAGAAUCUUACAGCACCUGAAAGAGUCAAGCUGGUGCAGCGCAAUUGUGAACCCCAUCUUAUGAGAACCUAGAAUCUGUUUUAUGGAAGUUUAAGGUUUUGCACUGGUUGAUGCAGCUGGCUCAGAGCUUAUGCGUCAUCAUGGAUCGAUCGCUUUCUGCGGUAGAUUCACUUGCGAUGUCCUUGGUUUUCUCUCAACAGCUUGGACUGUAGGAUGCUGCUGUAAACUGAGGUAAAUCUUCCAACGAAAUGAAGGCUUGCUGAUUGAGGUCAAGAAUAUACAAAUAUUUACAUAACUAAACUGUCUAUACUAUUAUUUUUCAAAAGAAAAAAAAAUGUCUAUACUAUUUAUAUAAGUAAUUAUUAUCAUCCAAGACGAUGUUGUUUUGAAGUUUGAUUUCUCAGCCAGUUUGAUUAACCAACGAUAGAAACCAAAUCAAAAUCGAAAAUCAAACUUCCUACUCAUCACAGCCAAACUAAUUCUUUAAACCGAACCAGAGUAAAUAUUAGUUUGAUUUGAUUUUUGCUCAGCUCAUGUCAGGGCUCAUUUCCUUGUAGUUUCAGCAAGAAAUUUAAUAUGAUGAGUGAAGAAAUCAAGAACUGCAAAGUUGGUAUUUUCAGAACAA